This is a messenger RNA of Penicillium atrosanguineum, 1989 nucleotides long. RefSeq names its product putative PHD finger domain protein. Gene Ontology annotation, cellular component: nucleus; Rpd3L complex; Rpd3L-Expanded complex. The coding region runs from base 1 to 1989 and encodes 662 amino acids. Gene Ontology annotation, biological process: regulation of DNA-templated transcription. The record is from RefSeq and is a predicted model, not a curated record. The transcript has 2 exons. Lineage: Eukaryota; Fungi; Ascomycota; Eurotiomycetes; Eurotiales; Aspergillaceae.
AUGGCCAUGACCGAUGAGACUGACCACAGUGGUGGGGUCAUUUUGGACGGCCCUUUCGAUCCAGAUGCCCAGGCCACUGUGACCGAUUACAUUGACUACACCGAGUACCUUCCUGCCGAUCUUAUCCGCUCCCUCACUUUGAUCCGCGGUCUGGAUGAGCGCUACCUCGACUCGGCGCAUUCAGUACACUCCCUGACCAAUACCUACGGCCAGCUGCCCGACCUUCCCCCUGACGAGCAACCGAGUGCAAUCACAUUGCGCAGAGACAUAUCCACCCAGCUUGAUCGCGCGAUCAAUGCGCGCGAAUCCGCGUAUGCGGAGGCUUGCCGCCUAUACGACGUUGUCGAUCGCCACUUCGACCGGCUGAGCUGUAUCAGACAGAAGCUCGAUGCGCUACCAAGACCACCCUCCACAGAGCCGACUCCGCCGCCGCCAGAGCCUACACCGAAACGUGCGCGCCCCUCUAAGAAGGACAACGCGUCAACGACGCGUAUCACUCUCCGCCUGGAUAACCCUAAGCGCAGUCACAAGAAGAAGGUGCGCCGGUCAGGUGUUGCGGCGGAUCAUCUGGCAGGAUUCAACCCUGACUCUCCCAUUGCCAGUACUGAACAAUCAGAUGCUGAAGAGUUGGAUCUUCUUCCCCUCAAACCUGCCAGGCCCCCGAAGAAGGACAAGGCACGCCGCCCAAGCUCAGGUGUUGCAGUCUCUACUAGCAAUGCGCUUGCAUUACUGAAGCCUCCUCCUGCGGAUGCCAAGGUCGGCAGCGAACACAUGCCUUGGAUCCGGUUGACGGAGUGGGAGAUGACCAAGCUUCGGAAGAAGAUGAAGAAGAACGCCGUGUGGCAGCCCAGUGAGGUCAUGGUCUGGCGUGAGCUUGCUCUGUCCGGCCGUGGCUGGGACGCCUAUAAGGAGGCUAAAGCGCUAGCUGAGCAAACCGGCGCAGAAUUUAUUGAUUGUGAUAACCUCGAGAAGACCCAUCGCGGCGAAAUGGGAGGUGACCUGGAGGAGACCAAGAUUAGCAAUCGUGGUAUGAAGUUAAAUGAAGCCAAGAAGCUGAAGCGUGAACUGCUGGCACGCGAGGCGGCAUUGAACGGCGAAACUCCAGUGAAGCCUUCAAGCUCUGUUCAAGCGACCCCAAAUAAUCGAUCGUCACGCAAGAGGAAGCGGGAGGAGAUUCCCGCCGAAGAAAAUGGGUUGGAAGAAGAAGUAAUUGCACCUGAGCCUGCGCCGGUACCUGCUCCCAGGUCGCAUAAACGUCGCAAAUCCAGUCGUGGACCAGCUGCCACUGUAUCAGGAGAAGUGAACAGCGGCCCUGUUUCUACAAUCACAACACGAGCAUCACCAGUCGAAACCAAAGUAGAACCUGCUUUGGCCUCACCUAAUGAGUCACGCCCUUCCACAAGAUCGGCUGGCAAGCCAGCCGGAACACCCACACCACCUGCUACACGACCGUCAUCAAGGCGCUCUGCAGCUGCGGCGAUUGAUCUGGGCAGUCUAGGUAGUCUUCAAACCACUGGAACCGUGGUGCGAGAUUAUCGCAUCAAAAGUGCGACACCCGCCCGCAAAACUCCAAUCCGCGAAUCCUCACAUGCGCCAAGUCUCCCUGCGCCAGGUCGAAAGCGCAAGCGACCUGCUCCAGGACCUGUUUCAAACGGCCAAGAUGGCGGUGCUGCUGUUAGUUACGGUCGGCGCAAAGCCAAGCCUGGCAAGAAACGAAUCAGCAUACGGGACUCACAAGACGUUCGAAUUGAUGAAGACGGUGUGCUGGAGGAAAUCGAUGCGAAUGAGCCUCGGUAUUGUGUCUGUGGGGAUGUGAGCUUUGGCACGAUGAUUUGCUGCGAGAAUCCAGAUUGUGAUCGGGAAUGGUUCCACCUGGACUGUGUUGGUCUGUCGGAAGUUCCUUCACGCACGGCUAAAUGGUACUGUCCCAACUGCCGCGUCAGAUACCACAAAGGGACAGACGGCAUUGUUCGAGGGGGGCGUCGAUGA